UGAAAAUAGUUUUCUCUCUCUACAAAUAGCUCCCAUCCUCAAACUCUGCAAAAUGAGACGUGGGGUUGGGAGAGAGUAGAGAGAGAGGGAGAGAGAGAAGAGGAUUAAGGGCCAUUUGCCCCCUCUGAUCACUACCCUUUUCAUCUAGAGAGAGAGAGAGAGUUUGCACGUUUCAUGGCCCACCGAGUUGCAUGUCCAAAGAUCAUCCAAAGACUCCGUCCCUUCGCCAAGCCACACUACUCCGCGGCCCACUCCUCCAUCACCGCCACCGUCUCUCCUCUCAAUCUCCACCAAUUCCUUAAGGCUCCUCAUCCCACCGCCGUUGACCACCCAUCUCCUACCACCGCGAUUCUCGACGUGGAUGACGUAAAGGGGCUCUUCUCUUCCGUCUCCACCGGUAAGCUCCUCCGGUCGGCGGUCAACCUCCACGCGGCGGCCGUCGAGCCGAUGAUCGACCUGGGCAUGUGGGUCAUGAACUCCAAGCUCAUGCGCACGCCGUUGCUGCGCGAGGCGACGGUGGGGACGAUCAAACACACUUUCUACGAUCAAUUCUGCGCCGGCCCAGGCCCCGCGGAGGCGGCUAGGACGGCGGCGAGGAUUUGGGAUUCCGGGUUGAAAGGGAUGCUGGUUUAUGCCUUGGAACACGCCUCUGAUAACGAGUCGUGUGAUCGGAAUUUGGAAGGGUUUCUAGAGACGGUUGAAUCGGCCAAGUCGCUUCCCACCUCCUCUGUUAGCUUUGUUGUGGUGAAGAUCACUGCCAUUUGCCCCCUCGGAUUACUCAAGCGAGUAAGUGAUCUAUUGAGAUGGGAAUACAACAAUGAGUCUUUCCAACUUCCAUGGAAGCUCAACACUCUUCCAAUUUUCGCCGAUUCAAGCCCUUUUUACCACACGCCGAGCAAACCAGACCCUCUGACUGUAGAAGAAGAGACCGAUCUCCACUUAGCUCAACAAAGGAUGCUCAAAAUCUGCCAAAGCUGCAUUGAAGCCAAUGUGCCUCUAACAAUCGAUGCGGAGGACACCUCUGUUCAACCCGGGAUAGACUACUUCACGUACUCAUCGGCUCUGAUGUACAAUGUGGGGGAUAACCCAAUCAUUUACGGGACGAUUCAAACUUACUUGACAGACGCGAAGGAGAGGUUGAUCAUAUCAGCAAAUGCUGCUGAGAAAAUGGGAGUGCCAAUGGGGUUCAAGUUGGUGAGGGGAGCUUAUAUGUCGAGCGAAAGACAUUUGGCUACUUCCCUAGGUGUUGAGUCCCCAAUCCACAAUACUAUUGAUCAAACGCACGCUUGCUUUAAUGACUGCACCUCUUUCAUGCUUGAGAAGAUUGCUAGUGGCUCUGGCGCGGUGAUCAUUGCGACUCACAACAUGGAUUCAGGAAACAAAGCGGCUGCGAAAGCACGGGAUUUGGGUAUCCAAAAUGGAAACCAGAAGCUCCAAUUUGCUCAACUGUAUGGCAUGGCAGAUGGGCUUUCAUUUGGUUUGAAAAAUGCAGGGUUUCAAGUCAGUAAAUACAUGCCUUUCGGACCUGUGGAGCUUGUUAUGCCUUACCUUCUGAGGAGAGCUGAAGAGAAUAGGGGACUCUUAUCUACAUCAACCCUUGACAGAUACCUUAUGAGGAAGGAGUUGAAGAGGAGACUGAAAGCUGCAAUUCUGUGAGGCGGACCGAGAGAGAAGGCAACUUCAGUGAACCAGUCAGACUUCACAAAUCAGAAUUUUGGUAUCCAAAAGAAAAGAAAAAAGGCUCUUAGUAGGUUUUUUGUUUGUUUUCUCUUGUUUAGUGAAUGUGCAUCCCAAAAGGUACUUGGUGCAUGUCUCUGUUUCCAGAUUGUGAUGCUGCACUAACGUGAACGCUGCUUGCGUGCGUGCAUCUUUAAAACCGCUCAUUCCUUCCAUGUCUCCGGAUGUGUACGGUGGUGAUCGAAUGAGCAUGGAAACAAACUCUUUUUAGUUGUGGAUUUACCACAACCUUUUGUUAUAAAGUUAAUCGCAGUUUUGUUGUUGUCA
This is a messenger RNA of Rhododendron vialii, 2004 nucleotides long. RefSeq names its product proline dehydrogenase 2, mitochondrial-like. The coding region runs from base 175 to 1656 and encodes 493 amino acids. Gene Ontology annotation, cellular component: mitochondrion. The transcript is spliced from 4 exons. Gene Ontology annotation, molecular function: FAD binding; proline dehydrogenase activity. The record is from RefSeq and is a predicted model, not a curated record. NCBI's taxonomy places the organism in Eukaryota, Viridiplantae, Streptophyta, Magnoliopsida, Ericales, Ericaceae.